Messenger RNA from Pteropus alecto (black flying fox), 5953 nucleotides. RefSeq names its product MRE11 homolog, double strand break repair nuclease (gene MRE11). Gene Ontology annotation, cellular component: Mre11 complex; nucleus. The record is from RefSeq and is a predicted model, not a curated record. The transcript has 20 exons. Bases 279 to 2411 code for a protein of 710 amino acids. NCBI's taxonomy places the organism in Eukaryota, Metazoa, Chordata, Mammalia, Chiroptera, Pteropodidae. Gene Ontology annotation, molecular function: manganese ion binding; 3'-5'-DNA exonuclease activity; DNA endonuclease activity. Gene Ontology annotation, biological process: telomere maintenance; meiotic DNA double-strand break formation; double-strand break repair via nonhomologous end joining.
UCGUACCCACCUCCUAUAUGUGCAGGAUCCUAUGCGGAAGUCCAGAAUGGAUUGACCCUCUGAGAAGAAUGGGCCGAGUGGGAUGCGGAGGAGUCCUGCAGGAUCCUGCGUUGUGGCUUUAAGGAGUCCGGGGAUGGGAGCAUGCUGAGGCUUGGAAUUCCCACGGAACUGGGAAUCUGUCUAAUUUGGAAUCGAGUGAGUUUUCUGACAUUUGAGCGCAGUACCCAGCGGUAGUUCGGGAGAAAACUGGCCCUGGAGGAGCUGCACUGACCACAGAAAUGACUUCUACAGAUGCCCCUGAUGAUGAAAAUACAUUUAAAAUCUUAGUUGCAACGGACAUUCAUUUGGGAUUUAUGGAGAAAGAUGCAGUCAGAGGAAAUGAUACCUUUGUCACAUUUGAUGAAAUUUUAAGACUUGCCCAGGAAAAUGAAGUGGACUUAAUUUUGUUCGGUGGUGACCUUUUUCAUGAAAAUAAACCCUCAAGAAAAACAUUACAUUCCUGCCUUGAGUUAUUAAGAAAAUAUUGCAUGGGUGAUCGUCCUGUACAGUUUGAAAUUAUCAGCGAUCAGUCAGUCAACUUUGGUUUUAGUAAGUUUCCAUGGGUGAACUACCAAGAUUGCAAUCUGAACAUUUCGAUUCCAAUAUUCAGUAUUCAUGGCAAUCAUGAUGAUCCUACAGGGGCAGAUGCACUUUGCGCUCUGGAUAUUUUAAGUUGUGCUGGAUUUAUAAAUCACUUUGGGCGUUCAAUGUCUGUGGAGAAGAUAGACAUUAGUCCGGUUUUGCUUCAAAAAGGAAACACAAAAAUUGCUCUAUAUGGCUUAGGAUCCAUUCCAGACGAACGGCUCUAUCGAAUGUUCCUUAAUAAAAAAGUAACAAUGCUGAGACCAAAAGAAGAUGAGAACUCUUGGUUUAACUUAUUCGUGAUUCAUCAGAACAGGAGUAGACAUGGAAGUACUAACUUCAUUCCAGAACAAUUUUUGGAUGAAUUCAUUGAUCUUGUUAUCUGGGGCCAUGAACAUGAGUGUAAAAUAGCCCCAACCAAAAAUGAACAACAACUCUUUUACGUAUCACAACCUGGAAGUUCAGUGGUUACUUCUCUUUCUCCAGGAGAAGCUGUAAAGAAACAUGUUGGUUUGCUGCGUAUUAAAGGAAGGAAGAUGAACAUGCAGAAAAUUCCUCUUCACACAGUACGGCAGUUUUUUAUGGAGGAUGUUAUUCUGGCAGAUCAUCCAGAUAUUUUUAACCCAGAUAAUCCUAGAGUAACCCAAGCCAUACAAAACUUCUGUUUGGAGAAGAUUGAAGAGCUGCUUGAAAAUGCUGAACGGGAACGUCUGGGAAAUCCUCGACAGCCAGAUAAGCCUCUUAUACGACUGCGAGUGGACUAUAGUGGAGGUUUUGAACCUUUCAAUGUUCUUCGCUUUAACCAGAAAUUUGUGGAUCGAAUAGCUAAUCCAAAAGAUGUUAUCCAUUUUUUCAGGCGUAGAGAACAGAAGGAAAACACAGGAGAAGAGAUCAACUUUGGGAAAUUCAUUACAAGACCUUCAGAAGGAAUGACUCUAAGGGUGGAAGACCUUGUAAAACAGUAUUUUCAAACUGCAGAGAAGAAUGUGCAGCUCUCACUUCUAACAGAAAGGGGAAUGGGUGAAGCAGUACAAGAAUUUGUGGACAAGGAAGAGAAAGAUGCCAUAGAGGAAUUAGUGAAAUACCAGUUGGAAAAAACACAGAGAUUUCUUAAAGAACGUCAUAUUGAUGCCCUAGAAGAUAAAAUUGAUGAAGAGGUACGUCGUUUCAGAGAAAGCAGACAAAAAAAUACUAAUGAAGAAGAUGAUGAAGUUCGAGAGGCCAUGACUAGGGCCAGAGCCCUGAGAUCUCAGUCAGAGGACUCCGCUUCUGCCUUUAGUGCUAAUGACCUUAUGAGUAUAGAUAUGGCAGAACAGAUGGCUGAUGACUCGGAUAGUAGCAUUUCAGCAGCAGACAACAAAGGAAGAGGCCGAGGAAGGGGCCGAAGAGGAGGAAGAGGGCAGAAUUCAGUGUCCAGAGGAGGAUCUCAAAGAGGAAGAGCAGGCACCGGUGCAGAAACUUCUACUCGAAGCAGAAGUUCAAAGGCCACUAUGUCAACAUCUAGAAAUAUGUCUAUUAUAGAUGCCUUUGGAUCUGCGAGACAGCAGCCUUCUCAAAAUGUUACUACUAAGAGUUAUUCGGAGGUGAUUGAGGUAGAUGAAUCAGAUGUGGAAGAAGACAUUUUUCCUACCACUUCAAAAACAGAUCAAAGGUGGUCGAACACGUCAUCAUCAUCAAGCAAAUGCAUGUCCCAGAGCCAAAAAAGUAAAGGGGUCAAUUUUGAAUCAGAUGAGGAUGAUGAUGAUGAUCCUUUUAUGAACAUUAGUUCUUUAAGAAGAAACAGAAGAUGAUAUUUUUAAUGGCAUUUUGAAGUUUUCAAGAUUCAGGAAAAAUCAAAACGUUGCAAGCUAAGAGUUUACAAUUGAAGAUUUUUAAAGUAUUGUUGUUAACCGAAGGAUUUGAAAGAGACAUAUUUAACAGAGAGACUAAUGUAUAAGAAUUUCUAUUUUUAAGUAUCAUUUCCUGAAUAUGACACCAUUACUUGAGAAACUUCCCGGCUCAAAGACAUGUAAAAUAGCAUUGGUUUUCCUUAUUUUUUGAAUCUGGUUGUUAACAUUACCUGACAAUGCGGUAUAAAAUUUAUACUGUUAUUUUCCUGACAUGUAUUAGUGUGUGUCUUAGUCUGAGCUUUGUUUAGAUAUCAUUCUUAAAGAAGGAUUAAAAUAAAUAUACCAUUAUACAUUUCUGCUUCGCAAAGACUGUCAAUAUUUUAAUGUAGUCACAUUUAAUCAAAGUUGAGAAAAAGGGCAUAUAAAAUUUAACCUUUUUAUAAUUUUAAUAAUUUCUAGAGAUUCUUGAUUUCCUGAAGGUAAACCAGCUAUGCCUAAGCUUGCUUUUUGUUACUGUGCAUUCUCUUUUCUAAUGCUUGUGAUAGUAUUAGCCACAGAGACUUUGAAUAAUUAAGAUGUUCCUUAUACUUUGAGUAAUUAGAUAUAUGUUUUUAUUAAAAAAUAGAAGUCUGUUGGAAUUAUUGAGUUUUUUAUUUCAGUUAAAAGAUUGUUUCCCAUUGAGUGGUAGUCAUUUUCUCCAUUAUUAUUCAUGAUUCUCUCUCUCUGUAUGUCUCUUUCUAGGAGGAAAAGGAACUAUAUUUUUCUUAAAAUAUUGAAGAAAUUUUUUAGUUUUUAAAUGGUUAUAUUUGAUUAAAAUAUUGAACUAUAACUUCUCUGGAAUAUCAAUGCCAAGAUUUCUCAUUAAUAAUAUUUUAUCUUAACAUUAGGCCUGAAAUAUUAGGCCUGAACUAUUAGGCCUGAACUAUUCCAGAAAUCUUAGUGAAACAGCUCAUGUUAAGUUUAUAUUUUCUUACUUGCAUUCACGGGGACAUAAGAAUUUGACCUCUUUAAAGUUCAAUAAUUUUAUUCUCCAUUUUAAGACUCUGUUAAAAGACCCCUGAGAAUAUUCCUUCUUUUCACCUAUGAGGCAGCUGUAUUUGAAGACCCCUAUUGAAGUUAUAGAUCUUGGUGGUACAACAGCCUGACAUUUUUUCAUAUAUAGAGACAAAUGCUUGACUGAGCCAUAUUUAUGAUUAUUGGCAUAUUCAUACUUGGGAUGUGUCAAGAACAUUUGCAUAGUGGCUCCCUUUUUGUUAUAUAGCUCUAUGAAAUGGCUUAAGUCAGCAAUUGUGAUGUAACAUUCCGAGUUUCUUUAAAAAUAUUUUCUGUACCUAACUUGAACAUAAGGAUUAUUUUAGCAGGUAGCGUUAACUCAGCAGAAGGCAUUGUCCUGUGAAAUAUUCUCAGGCACAUCUGUCCACAUCUUUAACAUUCCCAAUGUUUGAAUGAAGCAGAGAUGAAAUCAGGAGUGAGAGUUGCUUUCCAUGGUCUAAUGGAAGAUAGUUCAGUGGCAGUCCCUGAGGAUGCAGUGCUUCCCCUCCACAGGGUAGCAUCAGCUACUGGCUCUUCUCACCUGCCACUGAAAUAGAUGUGCUUGGGCGAGGGUCUUAGUGAGGGAGGUGGCCACUAAAGGAUCCUGACCGAUUUCCUGAGAAAAAAGAAUAGGCUUUUUCCUUUUAAAAAAAUUACAGAUUGAAAGAGGUUCUAAAUGUGGUGCACUUAGCUCCUAGGAAAAGUGAUUCAAUGGCAGUUAGAGAUAGGUGAAAUUUCCUUCAACUAAUUCAAGUAUUCUGUGACUAGUUAGUAUGUGUCACUUCCUGGAAAUGCGGUAAAUAAAACAUGAAAGAAAAACCUUUUUGAUUGAAUAUUGUUGCAUAGUUAAUUAUGCCAUAUAUCCUUGAUAUUCCGUAUUGAUGUAGUACAAUCUAGUGUAUUUUAGACAGUUUCAGACAUGUUAGUAUAGGUGUGUGGAGGUUAUUCCACAUGAUUACAGAGUACCUGCAGUUUUGGAGGCUGACAGCAGUGAUGAAAACAUUCUGGGGAAAAAAUCCUUCCAUCUCUUACCAAAGAAUGUAUCUCUUUCUGGUGCUUUGUUUCCUAUCAUAAAAAUACAGUAGUGCAUUUACAAGGUUACAGAUACAUUGUAGUUCUGGGAAGUAUGACCAGUGCUUAGAAAAUUUAAGCAUUUAGGCCUAUUAUUUUUAGUUCAGGUACACAUAAAAUAUUUUUUUCCUAAACUUUUAAAAUUGCAAAAUACAAUAUCAGAAAAGUCAUGUGGUUUAACAAAUAAUUACAAAGUGAGUACUCAUGGCAUCUCUAUACAGAUAGGAAAUAGAACAUCACUAGUGUCAGGAAGGCUACCAGUUGUUCUCUCUGGGUGACCGUCUUGACUUCUGUAAUUCAGAAACUUACUUUUGCCACAAGGUGGUGCUUCCAUCAGUAGGUGGCAGAUAGGAUGAUGCAACUACAAAUCUAAAAUUAAGAAGUUAGUGUUGUUUUGCAAAAACUUUGGAACCUAUGCAAUAAUGCUAAACCUAUGCAGUAAUACCAAAAUUAGCCUUCUAAUUUUAUAUGUAAAUUGGUUUACACAUUUCAUCUGGCUCAGCCUGUUCUUAAGGGAAUUGCCUGUUUGAUAAAUUUUACAUAUAAAGGUCGACUAGAAAAUAUUUUAGUAAACAAAGAGAAAAACUCUUUAUUAGAAAAAAGAACCGAAUAAAAAAGUAUCCCAUUGAAAAUUUUGCUGUGGAAAUGUACUGUAUUUAAAAUAUCUUUCCCCCAACAUAAUCUGAUGUCUUUUUUUUUUUCUGUAUCAUAUAUUUAAUUCAUAGUAUUUGUGGCUUUUUAAAGUUAACUACCAUUAAGAUUAUUAUAUGUUUUAUGGAAUAAAGGUUUGAUGUUUUGAGUCCAAAGAGCUUCCCUAUUGAAUGAAAAAUAUCCAUAUUUCAUUAUUUGCUUAUCUCAUUCCUCUUUAAUAUUUUCAAACUUAAUAUUUAUUAGCUAGGUCUGAAAAUACUAGAAUUUUAGUUUGAUCACUAUGAAGCCAGUUUACAUAGCUUGCUAUUGCCAUGUACAUUUAUAUAUUUUUACCAUGGCCAAUCACUAGAUCUGAUUUGUUUUUAAAUUGUAAAGGCAAUCUUCAAAAUUCAGAUAUUGAAAUAUGUAUCGAAAUGAAUAUUUCUUUUUACUCCCGUCCCCAGACAUAACCUCUUAACAAUUAGGUACAUAUUUUCCCAGUUACUUUUGGCGUGACUACUAACAAAAAUUGUUGAAUUAGAACCCCAAAUCAUAUAAUCCCUGUAUCAAUGUAUGUGGUCAUCUUGGUAUUUAUCUUGACAUCCUGAUUUUUCCAUACCUGGUUUUAAUUAAACCGUCAUUGUCUGCUGUGAGGGAUACUUGUACUGCUUUUCAAUGUAUGAUUUAGAUAUUAGCACUCAAUCUGUGUCAAAAGAAUAUUUAAUCUCUGUGCCUUGACGUCAGAAGUAAUAAAGUGAUUUCCAAAGCUC